Saccostrea cuccullata (small rock oyster) is the source of this 3314-nucleotide messenger RNA. RefSeq names its product sentrin-specific protease 1-like. Gene Ontology annotation, biological process: protein desumoylation; proteolysis. The record is from RefSeq and is a predicted model, not a curated record. Lineage: Eukaryota; Metazoa; Mollusca; Bivalvia; Ostreida; Ostreidae. Gene Ontology annotation, molecular function: deSUMOylase activity. Gene Ontology annotation, cellular component: nucleus. Bases 92 to 2293 code for a protein of 733 amino acids. The transcript has 17 exons.
AAGAGAGAACGCAGCCAAGAAAAGAUAACCUAGGGCUGAAAACAUUCAUGGUUUUUCCCGGGGAAAAUAAUUUAAAAAGUUGCGAUUGGAAAUGAUUAAGUCCUUUACCAAUAAGAUAAAAACACUAGUGUUCAGUGAUUGUUCUUGUGACAGUAAUGUGACAUCAAAUCGAAAACGAAAAAGGAGUAUAAGCGAGGGGGUGGAGCCAGACGAAGAUGAUGAUGAUGUCAUUGUGACCUCAGUUAAGAGAGCGCGGAAAUUUGGACCCCAGACGUCUACUCUCAAUUAUCUGAACACAUUAAUUGCCAAUCCCUAUCAAAAGAUGGCAGACUGGUUUUCGAGGAAGAAGGCUUGGUCGGAGCAUUAUUUCUUUAAGAAGGCUCCCAAUGGGGAGAAGCCCAAUGGGGAGUCAAGGACAGGGGCACCUGGGGGUCAACCGGGUCAAGGUCAACAAGUGACCUCAAGAGUUAGUGCCACAGUGGACAGGUUCAAGACACCAGGGGAUGGAGUGAAAAAGUCAGGUUUCCAGGCAACCAAUGGGAAUGAUCAGCCAGUUCGUAAUACCCUUGCCAGGGCAUCAGAAGGGGUUCAGACACAGAUCAAGUCUGACAACAGAUCUAGUAGAAAAUCAACGUUUCACCCCACCUCUACCAUCCAGACGACUUCAUCAUCUCAGUCAACACAGACCACUACCUCAGUCCAGACAGACCACUCAGAUAUUUGGCACAGGAUAAGAGAUUUUGACACUGUACAACCAAAACGCCAUGAAGACAGAUCACUGUUCACCCGUCCACCUCGACAGAAAUUUACAGCUUUAGAGUGCGUAAGACUGGAUGAGAAGAAGAAGUACCAGCAGCUGUUACAGCAGUUUACCAAACUCCCCCUGGAGAAGUCCUCAUACUCCCCCGACGGACUGAGUGCCGCGUCACAUCUGAUGCAUUAUGGCUCUAGGACUGAAGGCAGUAUAUCGGGCAGCAACUCCUCUAUAGAACUAUUCUCCAUCACACGACAACCAGAGGUACACAGACAGAAAAUAGUUCCCACACAGAAAACACGUAUCCCUACACCGCCCCGGAGUACAGACUACGAGCACCAGCGAUCUCCCCGCCCGCCUGUCUCUGUAUCUCCGCGGCGAUCGCUGGCGGCGGAGCAGCGGGAUUUAUCGCAGUCUGGUAGCGAUGACGUCAUUUGUCUGGAAGAUGAGGAGGAGGUUAUCUGUAUAGCCGAUGAUGAACCCAGAGUGACCUCCCCUAUCGUCAUCUCUCCUAUCGUCAAUGGCAGUGCUCCCCAAAGUUCAAGGUCACAUUUAGAUCUCUCAAGGAGUCCAAUUAACAGACAAAGGCAGCAACAGUGGAGGCGGCCGUGCAGUCCAGACUUCCAGUCCAGUAAAUAUCUGUCAGAGGAGUGGAUCAUAGAUCUGGAGCGGCAGUAUUCACGGGCAAACCGAGAAGCUCAUAGGAAGAUAGAAGAGGCGGAAAUCAAAAAGAAAUUUUACGAAGAAAAGCAUUUAAAGAAGGACCGUUUACUGGAGAAUGAGGUCAGACAGAGACUGAGGUUGUAUGACGCGGAGCCCGCCGUCGUCGAGGAUUUACCUGUCGAACCCGAGAAAGAAGAGCCAUUCCCAGAACUUACUGACGAGAUGCUUCAGGUCGUUAACAAUGCAUUACGAUCCCAGCCAGCUGAUGAGGUGCUGGUGGAGGGAUAUAAACUACAGAUACGGCGACGUGACAUGGAGUCACUGGCCGGACUUAACUGGCUAAAUGAUGAGAUCAUAAACUUCUACAUGAAUCAGCUGGUGGAGCGAGGGGAGGCGGAUGGUAAACCCAAGGUGUACGCGUUCAACACCUUCUUUUAUCCCAAGGUCAUGAGUCAAGGUCACGACUCUGUCAGGCGGUGGACCAGGAGAGUGGACAUCUUCUCUAAAGACUACAUCCUGAUCCCGGUACAUCUGGGCAUGCACUGGUGUCUAGCGGUGAUUGACUUCAAAAAGAAGAUGAUCCGCUACUUUGACUCCAUGGGCGGAAAUAACAUGGGCUGUUUAAACGCUCUCAAAGAGUAUCUAUGUGCGGAGAGUCUGGACAAAAAGAAACAGAAGUUUGAUCUGAGUGAAUGGAAGACCGAAAUAACAAAGGAGAUUCCCCAACAGAUGAACGGGAGUGAUUGUGGAAUGUUCACCUGUAAAUUUGCCGAAUACAUCACAAGAGAGGCAGACAUUAACUUUACACAGGAACACAUGCCUUAUUUCAGAAAGCGAAUGGUGUACGAGAUUGUCAAGAAAAAAUUACUGCAGUGAUGUCAUCUACCAUGCAAUAUUACUGCAGUGAUGUCAUCGCUGUGCAAUAUUUGAAGAAUUUUCAUAAGAAAUCGAGACAAUUUCUGUCAAUAACUUAAUUACUAUUUCUUAUGGAAGCCUCUUGGAAUUGAAAUAGCAGUAAAAAAUUUUGAAAAUGUGAAUUUUUCUUAAUACAAGCAUCGAAGAAGGAAAAGAAAGUAUUAUUUAAAUGAACUCAGAUUUCCUUCAAAAAAAUUUACAAUUAUUACCGAAUGUUUGGAGAAAUUUGUUAAAUUUGGAAAUAUAUUUGAAAUUCAGUGAAGAGUUGAAGAUUCUGUGUGCCAACUAUUGAAGGGGCAUGAAAAUUCCUUAAAGUGACUUGAGAAAGCAUUGAAAACAACUUAGUAUUUCCUUAAGAAUGCCUUAAAAACUCUCUGAGAAUGGUAUGUGUUGAGGAAAAAACAGUACAUGCUGCAUUUUUGUUUGGAUAUAUUUUAAUAUACAUGACCAAAUACCACCUCAACUUUGUGAGUGCCCAUGUUACGAAGUCCAAAAGUUUAGGAUGUGAACCAGCUAAGAAUGAUGAGUACCAGUUCAUGAUGAGAACCAAUUUAGGAUGAGAAUUAGUUUAGGAUGAGUACCAAUUCUGAACAAGUUACAGGUUCAUUGAAUGCUGGAAAUUUAGUCAGACUGUGGGAAAUGUUAACUCCUCUAGGAUGUUGACGAGUUACUGUAACAUCAAAAACUGAACGUAUGUGAAUUUAUCAGACAGGGCAUUGAAUUAAAGAGAAUUCCUGAAGGGGAAUGUGGAAUGUGAACAUGAAAAUUACAAAAUCUGUCAUAAGUUGUAUAAAAAGAAACAGUUGUAACACAUAAUAAUUGGUUUGUUUUGGAAUAGAUGGAAGAAGUUUGUGUCUGUCCGUCAGAAAAACAAGUUACUAUGUACAGUUAGAAGAAGAGAGACAGGGAUUCCCAUGUUGUAAAUGUGAAGUCAAAAUGUGAAGCAUGUACAUACUCUAAUAAAUAUUGUGAAAAAAAGAAA